AUGUCGACCUACGAAAGUGAGGACCCCCUGAGAACGCCUCACAUGAAAGCAGAGAGCGAAGCUAACCUUCAUCACCUUAAUCCAGUUGAACACAACACAACCGAUCCCUCAACGGCCCAGGUCCCACGUCGCCGUCGCCCCGAUCUCUCCACCUUCUUCUCUACCCUCUCCGAAAUCACUCCAGCUCCCGAUCACAGACCCCAUGCAGUUCCUGUCCCUGGUGAUGUGAGCGCCGCCUUCUACUCCCUCGCCGAGGCGCUGGACAUGAUGCGCCGGGAGACCGAUUCGACGAACACCGAAGCGCAACAGGACGGCACCGACAAUGACGGCUCGGAUAACGGGCGCGAUUUGUUGACCACAAUGAUCCAGUCGCUUCUCGCACAGGCGGAUACACCGCCACGGGAGGUGGAGGGUGUUUCGGAGGAAUACUGCGAUAUGCUCGACCGCGUCCCCAAAUCAUCACUCAAGCCCUCUGACAUCUGUCCCAUCUGCAAUAACCCCUUUCUGGAAGAUGAGUUCCCGCUCGUCGUGCGGUUGCCCUGCCACCCUACACACUGCUUUGAUUUGGAGUGCGUGCGGCCGUGGCUGCGACUCCGCGGGACAUGUCCGCUUGACCGCGUUGAUUUUACCAAGCAGCAGAGAGAGAAGGCGGAGGCUAAGAAGAAGCUUGUUGAGGAAGACGAGGAAGAGGAGUGGGAUGGCAUGUAUGGUUGA
Messenger RNA from Penicillium soppii, 714 nucleotides. RefSeq lists its product as uncharacterized. The transcript has 2 exons. The record is from RefSeq and is a predicted model, not a curated record. The coding region runs from base 1 to 714 and encodes 237 amino acids. NCBI's taxonomy places the organism in Eukaryota, Fungi, Ascomycota, Eurotiomycetes, Eurotiales, Aspergillaceae.